Messenger RNA from Labrus mixtus (cuckoo wrasse), 2849 nucleotides. RefSeq names its product NOP2/Sun RNA methyltransferase 2 (gene nsun2). Bases 161 to 2464 code for a protein of 767 amino acids. The record is from RefSeq and is a predicted model, not a curated record. Gene Ontology annotation, biological process: tRNA methylation. The transcript has 19 exons. Lineage: Eukaryota; Metazoa; Chordata; Actinopteri; Labriformes; Labridae. Gene Ontology annotation, cellular component: nucleus; cytoplasm. Gene Ontology annotation, molecular function: tRNA binding; tRNA (cytidine-N5)-methyltransferase activity.
UGCGUCAGAGGCAACACGUUUCAAGCAUACAUAUGUGUAGCAUUUCAUCCUCAAGCGUGUAGCAGACUCAGAGUAUAUCCUACUUACAGUUGUAGUUUCUCUGCGUUCACCCACCACGUCGUUCCUCAGGCUCUUCUCCAGAUUUGUCUGCUAUUCAAACAUGGGGAAAAGAAGCAGACAGCGGCAGAAAAACCAAAACUCUGGCAGGGAUGACAGAGAUAACGCUGGCUGGGGAGCAGGCUAUGCUGACAUUGUUAAGGAGAAUAAGCUGUUUGAGCAUUAUUACAAGGAACAAGGUUUGGUGCCUGAAGGAGAGUUUGAACAGUUUAUGCAAGCAAUGAGGGAACCGCUGCCUGCAACGAUCCGCAUCACAGGAUACAAGAGCCAUGCCAAAGAAAUCCUCCACUGUCUGAAGGACAAGUACUUUAAGGAUAUUCAGGAGGUAGAGAUUGAUGGCCAGAAGAUGGAGGCUCCACAGCCUCUGAGCUGGUAUCCUGAUGAGCAGGCCUGGCACACUAACAUGAGCAGGAAGGUUAUCAGGAAGUCUCCCCUGCUGGAGAAGUUCCACCAGUUUCUGGUCAGCGAGACUGAGUCGGGUAACAUCAGCCGGCAGGAAGCUGUCAGUAUGAUUCCUCCUCUUCUCCUAAAGAUUGAGUCCUACCACAAGAUCCUGGACAUGUGUGCAGCUCCGGGGUCAAAGACAGCGCAGCUUAUUGAGAUGCUCCAUGCUGACAUGGACGUGCCCUUUCCAGAGGGUUUUGUCAUUGCCAACGAUGUGGACAAUAAGCGCUGCUACCUGCUUGUACACCAGGCCAAGCGUCUCAACAGCCCUUGCAUCAUGGUGGUCAACCACGACGCCUCCUGCAUCCCCUUGCUGAAGAUCGACUCGGAGGGCAAGAAGGACAUUCUCUUCUACGACCGCAUCCUGUGUGACGUGCCUUGCAGCGGGGACGGCACCAUGAGGAAAAACAUAGACGUGUGGAAAAAGUGGACGACCAGCAACAGCCUGCAUCUCCAUGGGCUCCAGAUGCGCAUCGCAGUGCGUGGUGUAGAACAGCUGGCUGUGGGAGGGAGGAUGGUGUACUCCACCUGUUCACUCAACCCUAUAGAGGACGAAGCUGUCAUCGCAGCACUGCUGGAGAAGAGCGAAGGAGCUUUGGAGCUGGCUGACAGCUCAGCUGAUCUGCCAGGGCUGAAGUGGAUGCCUGGGGUCACUUCCUGGAAGCUGAUGACCAAAGAGGGUCAGUGGUACCCGACCUGGGCUGAUGUUCCAAGCAGUCGUCACACACAGAUCCGCCCCACCAUGUUCCCACCGACAGACCCAGAGAAACUUGCUAGCAUGCAUUUGGAGAGAUGUAUGAGGAUUCUGCCACAUCACCAGAACACUGGGGGGUUCUUUGUGGCUGUGCUGGUGAAGAAAGCGCCAAUGCCAUGGAACAAAAGAUAUCCCAAGGUGAGGAAAGACGUGUCGUCCGUCUCAGAGAACCAGGCUGGAGGCCCUCCUGCAGCCCUGUCCCCCACAGACGCUCCCUGCCUCCCAGAGAGAGCUGAGGAGGAAGAGGGGGAGGCAGAAGGACCAGAGGGAAUAGUAGAGGAUGUGCCCAAAGGAGCGUCCUUGGCCCAGGAGAGCACAGCUAAACGAGAGGGAGUUUGUGGACCACCACCCAAUAAGAAGAUGAAGAUUUUUGGUUACAAAGAAGACCCCUUUGUGUUCCUUACUGAAGAUGACCCUGUCUUCACCAGCAUACAAUCUUUCUAUGAUAUAUCUCCCGACUUUCCCAAGGUCAACGUUCUAACCAGGACUCACGAGGGAAAGAAAAGACACUUGUACAUGGUAUCCAAAGAACUCCGCAACGUGCUGCUCAACAACAGUGAGCGCCUGAAGGUCAUUAAUACGGGGGUGAAGGUGUGGUCUCGUAACAGUGAUGGAGAGGAGUUUGGCUGUGCCUUCAGAUUGGCUCAGGAGGGAAUUUACACUCUUCAGCCAUACAUCCGCUCCAGGAUAAUCCGAGUGAGCGUGGAGGACAUCAAAGUGCUGCUGACCCAAGAGAACCCCUUCCUCAGCAAACUGGAACACGAUGCUCACGCUCAGGCCAAGAAAACUGUUAUGGGCAGCAUUGUGUUGAAGUACAUUCCCAACCCAAAUAACCCAGCAGAGCCCCAGUGUCCUAUCCAGCUGUGUGGCUGGAGGGGAAAGACGUCCAUCCGCGCCUUCGUCCCCCGCAACGAGAGAUUUCAUUACCUUCGAAUGUUAGGCGUGGAGGUCUUCAGAGACAAACAGGGCCUCGGGCAGAAACAGAGGGAUGCAGGAAAGGAGGUAAAGGAAGAUGUAGAGGGCGAGGUGGGAAAGGACGCGCAGGAGGAGGGCGCAAUGGAAAAUGAGGAAGAGCUGGACUUGGAGGCCGGUGAUGAAAACGGAUCACCACAACCCAAGAUGGACUCUGGAAAGCAGGCGAGCAGCUGAGGGGGAAAAGGACGAUUGACUGAAGUUGUAUUAGAGCUCUAAGAGCUGUUAACCUGGUCUAAGACCACAUCGUGUUUAAGAGGAGAGUGAUGUGCCUGUACCAGUUCCUCUGUUCACCACACUGCCAACGCAAAAGGAGAUGAACUCCCUUGGGAUUUAACAUUUUGGAUCCCCUCUGGAUCUUUUAGUUGAAUGGCUUGUUUUAUUUUAUAACAUGUUUUUUAUUUUUUUUUGAUGUUUUAGGAAUUUAUUUCGCUCACCAUUAGGAAUGACUUUUCUUUCACUUACUAAUGUUCAGAGAGGUUUAUAUAUAUUGCCAUUUUAUUUUCUACACCUGUAAUUAAGUGGAGCAAACAUGGAGGAAAUUAAAGCGUUUGAAGGUCAA